Molecule: messenger RNA, 755 nt
Organism: Drosophila pseudoobscura
Lineage: Eukaryota; Metazoa; Arthropoda; Insecta; Diptera; Drosophilidae
Product: paxillin homolog 1
Exons: 2
Coding region: 178-735 (185 amino acids)
Cellular component (GO): Z disc; nucleus
Molecular function (GO): transcription coregulator activity
Source: RefSeq, a predicted model, not a curated record
UUACGUAUUCAAAAUGUAAUGGAAUCACUAUCGUAGUAGUAUCUAUCAGAAUGAGUUAUAUUUAGUUUUAUUUACGUAUUUUUAUAGUAAGGAAUUAGUAUUGUUUUGAUUCUAAAAUCCCCUUUGGACAUUGCAAAUUUUGAGUCUUUUAGAGGAUACCCCAUAGGUAUUUGAAAUAUGGCCGCUACGAUCUGCUGCAAGUGCGAUAAAGAAAUCGACGACCAGGCAAUAUGCAGCUCUGGCAAGUCGUACCAUCCGGAGCACUUCACAUGUACGGAGUGCGAGAAGCCCAUAGGAAUGUCGGAGUUUAAGCUUCUGAAAAACGAGCUGGUUUGCAGCGAGUGCUUUCUGAAAAAGCAUGCCCCCAGGUGCUAUGCCUGCGGCUCUCUUAUUCGGGAGCGUGCCAUUGCUGCGGUUGGACGCAAGUGGCACGAAGAGUGUUUCAAGUGCGUCGGGUGCUGUCAAAACCUGUUGACUUCGACGUUCUUCGAAGUCAACGGGUAUCUGUUCUGUAAGGAUGACUUCCGAGAAGCCUUUUCGUCCCGUUGCGCCGGCUGUGGAGAGCCCAUCGACAAGAAAGCCAUAGUCGCCUUGAACACGAAAUGGCACCCUCGUUGCUUCGAGUGCUUCAACUGCGGAGAGCGUAUUGCCACUGAUAACUUCAAUAUCGAGGACGGAAACCCGUUCUGCCUAAAGUGUAGUGGAGAACCCACCCGAAAUCAAAUUACAAAUUAAAAUGUUCCAAAAUUUAAGCU